Messenger RNA from Rhagoletis zephyria (snowberry fruit fly), 7768 nucleotides. Its product is annotated as nuclear pore complex protein Nup153-like. The record is from RefSeq and is a predicted model, not a curated record. Gene Ontology annotation, cellular component: nuclear pore. NCBI's taxonomy places the organism in Eukaryota, Metazoa, Arthropoda, Insecta, Diptera, Tephritidae. Gene Ontology annotation, biological process: protein import into nucleus; RNA export from nucleus. Gene Ontology annotation, molecular function: structural constituent of nuclear pore.
GACUGAUUAUAAUAAAAAACUUUCGUUCUGAGAAUUGUGCACUUUUUUUAUUAUCAAAUCAUUUAAAAAGUAAGCGUGAAGUCAUAGUCAAAUACAUUGAUCUCAGGUGAUCAAUGCAAUAAGGCGUACAAUUUUUUUGACUUACGCUACUUGAGGGUAUUUGUGUGAAUCGAGUUGAAUGCAUGUGUAUGUUAAUGCAUUGGAAUCGUGGCUUCUGCAAACAUAUUUUUUAAUCAAAAAUAGUGGACUCCCGCUGUUGUAAGUGUCCUAACAAUGUCAACGGAACACGAUGCUAAUCGCAACGUUGGGGGAAGGAACGAAAUAACGCUGCAAACUAUGAAAACUGACGGCAGCAAUGAUGACGAUGACACCUUUGAGGAUCUCGCGGGCUCAGCAGAUAAUUCUAUUAUAGGAAAAGUUAAAUCACGAGUGUCUAGCAUAAUACCUAGCCGUUUUUCUAAAUGGUUUUCACCAUCGACACGAAAUAAUGAUUCCUUAAAUGGAAGCUUCACUGUAGGUACAGCACGCCGUCGUCGACGUUUAGAGAGCGAUGACGAUGAUGAAUAUGUUGAUGACGGUAAUAUUAACGAAGAUGGAGCGCAUUCCCUCGGCGGGUAUAAAGAAAACUCGACAAGCGAUAAAGUCAAUAAGGAUUCAGAUGAAGACGAAAGCGACAACAAUAGCGAAGACGGUUCGCCAAAAGAUCCCAAUCUGUCAACUCUGAGGACGCAUCGCUCAAACAGGUCAUCGGGGUUUUUUAAUCAACCACCUAGUAAACGAUCACGUAUUAGUUACGAUAGCUCAAACGUUAAUCAACAGUCCUUAAUAGCUUCUACUCCUGCGGUUGGCGUCUGUCGUCGAAACAUCAAUAGCCAUUCAACUUCUUUAGUAGAAGAUGCUAUAAGUAAACCUCCAAAUUCGUCCUCGUAUUUUCUGGAGCCUAAUACGUAUAAUCAAAAGAAUGUGGAUGAACCGGUAACAUAUGGCUUUAUUUCAGGCCAAGUCACGGAUGGCAAACCACAGGAAAACUAUGCGAAUAGGAAGAUUUCUAAUGAAAAACAUUUGGAUAACAUUGCUAUAAGCGCAAGACGUACGUUACAUCUACCCUCAACGUCUCAGGCGUCUAAGGAUCGUGCUCUGUCAAUGGAUUUUUCCACUUUUCAACGGCAAUCAGUUGUGGGUAACAGAGAUAUAAAUAAUUUAUCUGUGGAACACCCUUCAAUGAGUGCUUCGGCAACCAUUAUUGAGGAAGAAGUCUAUGAAAGAGAUGAAGAAGAAGCUCUAUUCAGCCAAGAGAGGAAUCUUCAGCUAGAUGAAAAAUCGCGCUUCAACUUAAAUGGAAAUACUAAGCCAUUUACAUGUAGUAAAAAACAGAAAUUUAAUGGCACGGAUGAUGCCGAGGGUAGCAAUGCAGAUGCCGAUUCUGUCUCCGAAAGUAGUGAAGGGUGCAUAGGCAAUAUAUCUGAAUUACCCAACAACAUAAAUGUGGGACAACGUAAAACAGGUUUAUUUAAUAUGUCUAAUCUAAACUAUCAAAAUGGAAAAAAGAGUCGAACUUCGUCAUUUGGAAAUGGCAUAAAUUUUUAUUCGCAUUUAGAAGGGCGCAAAUCCCUAUUUUCUAGGGGGGCGAAUACUGGUGAUUCAACAAAUGCCCUAAAUAACUCAACAUUAUCACUGACAUCUCUGAACAGACGUCAAUUCAACGCUUCAAUCUAUGGCAGCACAUCGGCGUUGAGUGACAGUAGAUUGUUAAACACAUUUUCGCCUUUCUACAAAGGGAAAACUACAUAUGGCGGUGCUGCGGCCUACAAAAAAUAUAGCGGUGCGACCGGGGCAAGCAGGAUUUGCAAUCUAACACCAACAAUUAUACGUCCCACAUCGAGCUUAUCGACACUCUCAUCCUCAAAUAACUCAAUUGCCGCAAAUAGCGGUGGAACAAACGCAAUUGGCAACAAUGGAUCCGAAAACACUUCAGCUAUUUCCAGUACUGCUAAGCGAAUAUUGGAUUUAAUAAAUGAUUUUGCUACUCCCUUGAGUGAAGCUAAGAAAAUGGCCAACACAAACGUUAAAGCGCAUACACAACUUCUAACCCAAGCUAAAUCACGUUUAAACGAAAACGACCUUCAGGCCUCGCGUGCGAUACGACUAUCGCAAGUGCGUACACCCUACGCACGACCCGCCGUAACCCUUCAGCCAACAAUCAGAAAUUCAACUUUACUACCACCUGUAAAAGAAUUGCAAGUACCUUCAAUGUCGCAGUUAUUACAGAUGAAAAAGAUGCAAAGUACUACCGAACGAUCCCGACAAAUAGCUAUGCAAAGUAGUUCACUUACCACGAGUGCUAUUGUCGGAGGCGAGGAAUAUACACUACCCAUGGCGAAUGAAAAUUAUAUAGCUAAUAAGGAUGAUUCUGAAACUCGACACCAACAGCCGCACACAAAUAAAAUUAAAAGCAAAGGGCGAAGCUCUGCCCGUAUUACUGCUUCAAAGAACCAAGCUACCAAUCUUGAAGCUGGUGAGUCACCACCACCAGUUAACUUGCCCAAUAUAACAUUUCCGCUUAUGCAAUCUGUGCCAAAAUUUGACAUAGCUAUUCCUAACCCACGAACCGUUGCACCGAAAGCAAUUAACAAGCCCGACUACUCAAACUCUGAAAUCAUGUCUAAAUCAAAGUAUGCUGGCGAAGGAAUGCCGACCAUCAGUAAUAGUAACAGCAGUAACAUUUUCGCCAACAAAACUUCGUUUAAUUUUAAUACAGACAGUCAAAAAUUAUCCACCUCUGAGCCCUUAAAGAACACUGCGGGCGGCAAUUCGAAUGAAACGAAUAAGAAAUCAGUCGCUACAGAUAAAUUGAAUUUCAAGUUUUCUGCGCCACUUACUUUCGCAUGCGUUAACCCUAAUGCUUCUACACAACAAAAUAUCAAUUUGAGUAAAAACUAUAAAUUUAGUCCACCCACUGCAGUGUGCUCUAGAGACUUAGAUGUUGAUGGCUCAUCACCUACUCAACGUAAAGUACAAAGUGGUAACAAUGUGACUCCGCAACUAAGAAGUGGAAGUGUUCUGGACGCACUAAAGUUACCCCUAGCCAUACCAUCAACACCGAAAGAAAAUGCAACGACCAAAAAAGGCACUGAGGAACAUGCUGGUUUUGGUGAUGAAUUUAAGAAGGCUUCUAGCAACAAAUGGGAAUGCCAAACAUGUUUAAUUCCCAAUGAGAACAAUGUAGAUAAAUGCGCCGCAUGCGAGAUGCCGCGCAUUAAAUCAGUACCCACACCGCAGACUGUAAUCCCAGUUUUGGCAACAGCUAUUGCCAGCGGCUCUUCAAACUUUGGCACACAGUUUAAAAAAUCCUCCGAUCAAUGGGAUUGUGAUGUUUGUAUGAUACGAAAUAAACAACAGGUUGAUAAGUGUGUUGCCUGUGAGACACCACGUAAAGGCGCGACACCGUCUACCGAUUUGGCGGAAAGUAAUGGGAAGUCAAACUCAUUCGGUGAGGCUUUUAAGCCGAAAGCCAACACGUGGGAGUGCCCCACUUGCCUUAUAAAUAACAAAAACGACUGCAACGAGUGCGUUGCUUGCCAGACGGAAAAUCCAAAAAGCCGUAGCGACGGCAAAGGCAAGUGUCCAACAGUCAUCACAAAAAAUACACCAUUUAAAUUUGGUUUCAGCACUGUUGAUAGCACGGCUUUAUCAAAGCCAAAUGCUCCACCUGACAUUGGUUUCAAAUCCCUGGCGGCAGCCCAAAUGUCUGCCAAGUGGGAAUGCGAUGCAUGUAUGACACGCAAUGACGCAGCACGCAACAAAUGUGUCUGCUGUGAACAAGCAAAGCCAGGUAUCACAACGCCAGACGUUCCUUCUAACGGGCCUAAGUUCACUUUUGGUACAGCCGCGUCAUCAAAGUUCACAUUUGGCUUCGGCUCCAGUGCGAAUGGAACAUCGUCUGCCGGAUCGGGUAUUGUGACGACCUCAGUAGCCCCAUCGAAUCAAAAGACUGAAGGAGGAAAUACUAAAGGUUUAGAGUUUGACAGUUCUACCACUGUAAUUGCGUCUUCGAGGGCUUCUGAUUUUAGCUUUGGCAUAAAAACAACACCUGUUUCUGUUGAAAAGGAAGUUACUAGCCAAGGCAGCCAAGGCAAAGAUGUCGCAGAUAAUGGAAACAAUUCUAUAAAAGAACUGUCUGAAAUAAAAACUAGUGCAUUUAAAUUUGGUACGCCCACAACUUCGGUUAGCAAAAAUUUGGUUACAACUAAAUCACCCGUAAAUUUUAAGUUUGGCGUACCUGCCAGUGUUGGUGCGGCAACAACAGCUUCUACAGCGGCUACAGUUAAAUUCAGUUUAGCUACUGCCGACGCUGUUGUUAAAGACGGUUCAACGAAAUCAACAGAACCCACUAAAGCCGCGCCAAGCGGAUCAACUACUACUGGAGGAUUCGUAUUUGGUAAUGCAACAUCGCAAUCAUCAACCAAUAGUUUUUCAUUCGCCAAACCAGCAAAUACAACUUCUGUGGAAACAAAGACCACGUUAACAACACCAUUUUCUUUUGGUGUGGCUACGUCCACACCAACUCCAGCUCAAUCAUCAACUACAACAACGUCGACCGCCACAGUUAAGCCAUUGUUUAGUUUUGGCAGCAAUACUACCUCGACCUCAGCAGCAACAUCCACAUCUGCGCCAGCUCCUACCACAAUUACUAGCUCUUCGGUUUCGGCCUUUACAAACUGUGCAGGAGGCUUCAGUUUCGGUAGCAGCAUCACAGGUAAUGCCACAGCUUCUCAAACCGCCAAACCGGCUUUUGGUGGCAGCUUCGCCACAGUGGAGCCGUCUGCAGUUGCAUCCGUGCCUGGUACAGCAAUUCCCACAUUAUCAGCUUCGUCCACCAAUGUUUUUGGCACAUUAGGUGUAGCACCCUCUUCGGCUAAGACAACUACUACCUCAGCCAUACCGAUUUUAGCAUCCACAGCAGCUGUUGCGCCACCAGCAUCCAAUGUAAAUCCUUUUGGCACGAUAAGCCACGGAGUCAGUGGCGAGUCCAAACCCACUGCGUCCGCCACUAUGAUUUUCGGAAAUGCUGGCAGCAAAACGCCAGCCACUGCACAAGCUGCACCUGCGCCAUUUGUUUUCGGUUCAUCAGCAUCCAAUCCCACAAUGCAAGGGACAGCGAGUACCACAUCUGCAAGCGGUAACAAAGUUGCACCGACAUCAAGCUGGCAAAAGAGUGGAUUCACUUUCGGUGUGUCCAAUGUUAACGCUACAACAACAUCGAAUACAACUGAUGCGCCAAAACCUGUAUUUGGCAGCUUCGGAUCCAAUCCUGAGGCACCUACUGCAACUGCUUCAUCAGCUGCAACGGUUAUGGGUGCUGGUAGUACGGUUUUUGGCGGCUUGAGCGCAAGCAACACAGCAACUAUCCCGACCGCUACCUUUGGCAGUGUGGCAGCUAAUACUUUAGCAGCCAGCCAAGGAACUGUGUUCGGCGCUAGCGCUGCGACAUCCUCAUCGGCCACACAGUCAACACAAAAUCUUUUCGGUGCGGUGCCGGCAGCACCAUCCGGUUUUGGUGCGCCACCAUCGUUUGGAAGUGCCAGCAGCAGUGCGGCCAAUAACACACCGAACUUUGGCGCUGCCAGUCCAGCUACGUUCGGAAGCUUCGGCGCGGCGGCAUCGAGCACAAGUGGCGACGGUGCAUCCGCACCGAAGAAAUCCGAACCGGCCUUCAAUUUUGGCGGCAAUACUUCACAAAUCGCAUCAAGUGGAGGAUUCAAUUUUGGGCAGCAAGCAAGCGCAAUCGCAAAACCAGCGUUCAAUUUCACCGCUUCAAAUGCACCGACAUUCAACUUCACCGGUUCGAGCAGUGAUCAGGCAGCGAAACCCUUCCAAUUUGGAGCAACACCAGCGCCGCUUUUUAAUUUUAGUGGUGGGGCCGUGGAGGCCAACACCAUCAGCGCCAAACGCACCGGGUGCCAUGCAGGCACGACGAAAGAUCCGGCAACCGACAAGACGUCUUACACCACGGUAGAGCAAUUUAUAGCAGCGGACGCCUCUAAAGGCGUGGACCAACAACAAACUAAACUGACGGGACAACUACAAUGGUCAAGACAGAGGAACAUCAAAGACAACAAUAACAGCAACAUUAAAAUUCCCACUAGCGCGUGGAACGACGAUUGUCACGCAGCAAAAUUAAACUACGAUGACAGUGGAAACAGCAGCAGCAAUAGCAAAGCCCAAAACGAAUUAGGAAAAUCGCUAUUAAAUAGUGGAACAAGAGCGGCUAGUGGCCACAAAGAUAACCGUGGCUACAACCCGGCCAUAAAAUCUCAAGUGACUCCAAACAAAUAUAAAUACAUACGUAUGCCGAACAGCACCGGCACUCAAAAUACUUACAAUACUGCAAUAUUCGCUAGAAAAAGCAACACAAUUUCAGAGAAACCUAAAAUAUUGUGUAAAAGUGGCAGUAUGAAUGAAAUUUCCGUUCAUCAGAAGUCUGGAAUGCGAUUAGUUAAACGUAGUAUUCGCAUUCGGCAGAAAUUUAAUAAAGGUAAAGCGGAAUGUGAAGUACCACAAAGCUCAAGCGUUGAAAUGCAAGCUCUGGUCACACCAAAUCUAUAUCGCAAAGUUAAUUUAAAAAAUGGUAAAUCGGUGGCAAUAACGACCCAAAAGCCUCGUCAUACCACGUUGCAGUUGCCAUCACAAUCGCCAUCGGAAGGAAUUAGUCAGUAUCGUUUGGAGCGUAGCCAGCAAGACAACACAGAGCUGAAUCCAUUGCAUAGUCAUUUAGUUGAAUCCUUGGCAAAGAAAACUGAGCAUUCAAUAGAUAGUCGAAAAGCGCGCUACUCCUUUGUUAUCACCACGGCCAAUAGAGCCACUAUUGCUACAGAUGAUGCUAUUGACUAUGUUCCCAGUCCGACUGUGGCCACAAGAGCUGUUUCGCACAAAUGAUAAUGCGGUCCCGGAUGCGAAGUAAUUUUGUUACCAACUAUUAAAAACAUAAUUUUCAAAGUGCGGGUAUAUGACAGAAGUAACGUGACAGGUUCCAUUAUUAUUGAUUUCUACGGGUUAAUUUAACCAAUUUACUAUUUUUAAGAGCUCUACUAUUGUAUAAAAAAAAGAAUUAAAAAACAAAAGAUAUAACAGAUAAUAACGAGGUUAUAAUAGGUAAAAGAAGAAAUUAGAAAAUAAAGAACAUCAGAAUCAAGAGAAAAUGAAUUUUGCAACGCAAUUACAUUAAUGUAAAGAACUUGUAUACUCCUACUGCACAAUUAGCAAGAAGGAAAAAGGAGGGACUAAAUCCCGGGAGGGUGAUGAAUACAAUUCGGUGAUGUCGAAAGUAAUACGUUAAACAUGCUUUACAAGAUUUUAAACGUACAUUUUGAUAAUAAACACUUUUUAAUUCACAGGCCCUGAGAGGUAUAAAAAAAAACUAUUGCAUCCUAAAUCCUGUGCUUAUUUUAAUCUUGUUUAAAAAAAAAUAAAAAAUUACGUAUUCGUCCCCGAUAUUAAAAUAAAGGAUAAGAACGAACCCCUUUCUACAUUUAAAACUGAAAAUAUUUCUCACAACGACUAUUUACAUGCAUUAUAUUUUGUUAUAUUUUUUAAGAAAAAUAUUCGUUCCAUCAUUAAUAGUGUUAACAAAAUUAUAAAUCGUAGUUUAAUUGAAUUAUUUCAACUUUGUUUUGUACUAGAAGUCAACAUUAAUCCACGGAAAACCGCUGAGGUUUCACAAUUAUACAAUAAAUUGCUGUACAUACAUACAUAUAGUAUUUGUUAGAUA